Spirodela intermedia is the source of this 6693-nucleotide messenger RNA. Lineage: Eukaryota; Viridiplantae; Streptophyta; Magnoliopsida; Alismatales; Araceae. The record is from the annotation of a GenBank genome assembly.
AUGAGCGGAGGGGAGCUCCUCCCCUGCCGUGGGAUUCCCUACCACGGCCCCGGUGCCUCCAUAGCCAUAUCCAGGUACCAUUCUAGGGUCUUCCUGCUCGGCAAUCGUUCCAAUCGGCUCGAGAUACGGAGAAGAGUGAAGAGCCCGGGAAGAGCCGGAUUGCGCUGUCGCACUGUCGAGGUCUUCGGGAAAUUAGGGCCUGGAGCUGACGGGGAACCCUCAGAUGACUUCGCUACUAGGGUUUUGAAGGAUAAUCCUAGCCAGGUGGAACCGAGAUUCCUGGUGGGUGAUAGGUUCCUCACUCUGAGGGAGAAAGAGAAGCCUCGGGAGAGCUCGGAUUUUGUUCUCUUUUCCAUCGUCAAGAAGUUUCUGAGCAGGCGAGGAGAAUUCAAAGAGACGCCUGAAGCUGGUGGUGACGGGGUAGUGAAAGGAGGCAAGGCUUCGAAGGCAGUGUACCUCAAAGAUUUACUGCGAGAGUUCAAGGGGGAGCUCUAUGUUCCAGAGGAAGUGUUUAAGCCAGAGUUGUCGGAAGAGGAAGAGUUCGACCGGAAUUUGAAGUUGCUCCCCAGAAUGACUCUUGAGGAUUUCGGUAAGUAUCUAAAGACAGAUCAAAUAAAGCUGUUGACAUCAAAAUCCACGAUCAGUGAAACACCAUUCACUGGCUAUAGAGAUUUUGUCAUCGACUUGAUGGAGAUCCCUGGGGACAAGACAUUCCAGAGAACUAAAUGGUGAACUACUCAAUAACGUUCUGAAGGUUUCGUAACCAAAAAAAUAUCCAUCAAAACUUAUUUAUAGGAAUUUUGCAGGGCUAUUACAUUGACCGCAAAUCAAACAAGGGCGGCUUUGGCGGAAUAUGCUGGCCCUCAGUACGAGAUUGAGAAGCACACCACCGUGAGUAAUGUGGUCAUGUGCUUUACAACAAGACAAUGUGCAGUCGGAAUCGUCUAACUUUGAGAUAGCUAGUUUAUACAGUAGGAUUGUUAUUUAUCUUUAAGUGUAAUUAAUUUUGUGUAUAAUUGGCAGCUAAUAGAUAGCCAAGUGAUCAAUGGAUAAUCAAACGUAUCGUUAGGUUUGUCCAUGAUCAAACGCAAUUUAAAAUUUUGAUAAUUGAUUGUACACAGAUUGAUUAUAGUUGUGCUUUUUAUUCACGAGGUCAUUUUCUUUAUCAAAAGGUACCAACUUAGCAUUUUUAUUUUUUUUCCUGAAUGUUAGAAUGUAGCUAACAGAACUAUUUCUCAAGUACCAGUGUAGUUCCAAAUGAAAAAUCUGAAAAAAUGAACAUGAAGUAUGGGGUUCAACGGUUGACUAAAUAUUAACAUGCUUAUACAAACAUUAAGGUCAUUUUCCCCUUUUUUACAUUAAAAAAACUUUGAAAUUUAAAGUAAUCAGCUGGUUCAAAUUAAAGUUCACGUCAAAAACAGGAAUUUGAACCAUCGGGUGGUGUUUCAAAUAGUGCUCUUGUUCUCUCUCCUUUGGGAUGUUUUCUUUGAAAGGUGGACUGCUGAGUACUGGAAGGAUUACUUCAGACUCCCAUGGCACCUCACAGAAUAACACUCAUGUAAUUCAAUUUCUCUUUUUUAUCAAUGGAGCGUUAUCAAUAAGCUUUCUUUAAGAGUUUUUAAUUAUGUGUAUAGAUGAUAUGUUUUUUUCUACUUGAUUGACUGCCGGUUAUCUCUAUACAGUCAUAUGUGGGAAAAUUGCUUGAAUACCCCAAUCCAGUAGCUUCCUCUAUAUCUAGCAGAAUAAUGGUCGAGCUGGGGAUGGUGACAGCAGUUAUGGCCGCUGCAGCAGCAGUAAUUGGGGGUUUCCUGGCAUCCGCAGUAUUCGCUGCAACUAGCUUUAUGUAUGCUGUGACAUUCUAUGUGAUAUGGCCUGUAGUCAGACCUCUUCUCAAGCUUGGUCUCGGAAUCAUUCUUGGUAUCCUCGAGAGAAUGUGGGAUAAUGUUGUUGACUUAUUCAGCGAUGGAGGGUUUUUUUCAAAAAUAUAUGAGUUUUACACCUUCCGUGGAGUCUCUUCCAGUCUUACAAUGAUGAAGCCAAUCUUGCUUGUUCUGGGAACCAUGGUCCUUCUCAUAAGGUUCACCCUUUCAAGGAGACCAAAGAACUUCAGGAAAUGGGUAACUCCGAUACACUUUCUGUGUAUCUAUGAUUUCACAUGUUGAGAGGUAAUUUUGAUGUCCGUUUUGCUAUUUGCUAAUCUUCUGCGUCUCCAUGCAGGAUAUUUGGCAAGGCAUUGAAUUUUCUCAAUCAAAACCGCAGGCCCGGGUUGAUGUCAGUUAUCUUUCGCCCAGCUUCAUUGCUUCAUUUGUUCAUUUAUUUUCAAUCUGAAAUGCUGGGUUGAUCUUGCUAAUUCAUAUCCUUCUUCUGGUUAUCAGGGUUCAACUGGGGUUCUGUUCAGUGAUGUUGCGGGGAUCGAUGAAGCAGUGGACGAGCUCCAGGAGGUGUAACAUUUUGUUGUUCUACUUUGUCUCCUUCUUGGCAGUGAUUACUGAUUUGUCUGAUACUCCCAUUUGACAAACACCAUAUUAUAGAACUUCACACCGUUACAACCUAAUUUGAAUCUUCUAAUUCACACCUAGAGCACACUUAUUGUUUCCAUGAAAGACUUCUUCAAAACAUAUGCUCCUUUUUUUUUUCGCCGAAAUUUAGAAUGGUUGUUGUGCUUUACAUUAUAUUGUGUUUUCAAUGUUUUUUAGUUGUGUUUGUGCAAUAUGCAUAUAAAUGUUUACAGGCCUGUGGUUCCCCUUUCCAAAUAUGCACCUUUAUUCCCUGUUUCACAGUGUCAUGUUUUCAGAUUCAAGUUGAUAUUUCACCAGUCUGAUCCACCGUGUCAAAUCGUGUCACGAAUUAUUGACAUAUGUGACCUGACUUAUUUUUAUUGUAAUCUAGCUAGUAGAUUAUUUGAAGAAUCCGAAGAAAUUUGAUGAAAUAGGGAUAAAGCCUCCUCAUGGUGUUCUUUUAGAGGGUCCUCCUGGUUGUGGAAAGGUUGGUAACAUCAUCUGGAAUUUCUAACUUUAAUUCAGAACUUGCUUUUUUGGCUAACUUAAAAGUUAUUAUCUAGACAUUGGUCGCUAAAGCUAUUGCGGGCGAAGCUGGCGUUCCAUUUUACCAGAUGGCUGGCUCUGAGUUUGUGGAAGUUCUAGUGGGCGUUGGUUCUGCUCGAAUCAGGGAUCUUUUUAAGAGAGCAAAUGUGAGGCUUUGGCCCUUUAUUAUUACUGUAAAUACCUCAUAUGCUAGAAAGUAGUUUUUUCUAUGUAAUUUAUUUCUUCGUUAACUAUAUUGGAUAUCCAUUUUACGCAGUUCUUUUGCCACGCCAAUAUUCAUGCCUCUUACUCAUACAAUAUAUAGAUUGUCCAUUGAACACAUUCACACCCCACAAGGACUUGAAUGGUUCAAAUACCGACAGAAAGUACCAGUAAGACCUCAAUUAUCUACAUUGAAUAUGAAGUUAAUCUAUACAUGAUUAACGUCCAAUAUCCAUUGACAUGAAUAUGACGACGAAGUGCACAGAGUUACUAUCAUUGAACGGUGCCAAUGAUGACGCACAAAUAUUCUGAUUGACUACAUGCUCGUGUUUUAUUGUUCAAGAUGCUCGUGUUUCAUUCAAGAUUUUUCUUUUCUAAAAAAUUACUGUUACUGUCCACAAGUGAAGUAUGGCACUAGGAUCCAGAACUCAAAAGCUGCACAAAACAGCCUCACUAUUAUCUUCAAGUUCUGAAACUUAGUCCCAAAAUCCAGCUUAUUUUUACCGCGUUUAAAUAUUGCCUUUUGCUAGUCUCUUGAUUAAAUACCACGUAUACUGUUCAUGCAGGUUAACAAACCGGCAGUUGUGUUUAUUGAUGAGAUUGACGCAUUGGCUACGAGGUAUGGAUGGCAUAGCUGGUGGAGUUGGAACAUAUAUUAUGCACUUAAAUAGGCUUUGAUAUCUUCAAUCUUGGUUAGCUAACAAUGAUCUAAUGUGACCAGGCGCCAGGGUAUUUUUAGUGAAUCUACAAACUAUCUUUACAAUGCAGCUACUCAAGAGAGGGAGACCACACUCAACCAGCUUUUGAUAGAGCUCGAUGGGUUUGAUACUGGAAAAGGUGUCAUAUUUUUGGGUGCUACUAAUCGUAUGGAUUUACUAGAUCCUGCCCUCCUCAGACCAGGUCGCUUUGACAGAAAGGUGGGCCUUGUAUCAUUUGUUCUCAAAUGGCUGCAUUGUAAAAACCCUGAUUUUAUUAUUUUUUGCUCUCGGUUUCACAUAUGCCUCGCAUUGGUUUCUAUCUCACUUACAAAUUAUAUUCAUAGUUUUGAUGAUGCAUCGACAUUUACAGAUAAGAAUACGACCUCCAGGGGCAAAGGGUCGAUUAGACAUCUUGAAGGUACAUGCUCGCAAGGUCAAAAUGUCCCAGUCUGUUGAUCUUGCAAAUUAUGCUCAAAAUUUGCCUGGUAUUUGUUACCUAUCCUUAAUUUUUUGUUAAGAUCACAUGCAUGUUUUAAUUUACUAUUCAUUCAUCCUGAAAAUUGUAUUAAAAUGGAUAGAACCUCAACAUUUUUUUUGAGCUUACAUUUUAUUUUAUGCUCAUUUAUCGCCAUGUAGAAUGUUUCAAAAGUUGUGUAGGCACAUUGCUGCAUAAAACCAGAACAGGCAGAAUGAAAAACGCUGAUUGGAUGCCUCAAUUAUACGAUCCUAGCUUCAUAGAACUCCUUGCCAUGUAUAAGCCAAACAUGAAAGGUAUAUCGACUGCCACUAAGUCUUUGGAGAAAACCAUGCUGCCCAUCUUGCUUAACUACUUAGUCAAAGUCAAAUAAAUUAUACUAUCGUCAACUAAUAUAACCACGAAGUCAAGUCAAGCCCAUCAACUGUGGGCAUCUGCUCUUCGUGGCUCUGCUUCUAGAAUGCAGUUAUCCAGAAUUAUUGUUUAUAAUUCUUUUGUGGUCUUUCGUAAAAUAGGUGAAUAGCUGUGCAGGAUUAAAAUUCGGCAUAUGAUUCAAUUCCUCUUGAAGCACGCUGAACUCCAAAUACCUGGCGUCGCCUUACUACUUUGCCGUCAGUUCCCUUGCUUUUCUUACUCAUUUUGCCUUGUUCUUCCACACUGUAUCCUCAUUCUUUAUCUUUCAAAGGUGAGGAAUAUUGGCUUGAGACUGACUACUUUCAUAGUGCCUGAUGUAAUGUUUUAAUUUCAGUAGUCGUAUGUAGACUUGAUAGGAUUCUCUGGAAUUACCUUGUAAGCUGCUUCUUUAAUCUCAGUAGUACGGAUUUGCACCUAGUCCUGAUUUUGUUCUACCCGCCAUGAAGACAUCCCUUGUUCUUUCAGCCUCGUCUAAUCUACUUGACUGGGGGCAUUCACUUGAUUCGUUGACCGCGCUGGCCUCUGACUUUGGAGUUUCUCAAUUGGCCAGGAUGGUCAGGAGCUAAGUUGGCGCAACUGCUUCAGGAGGCUGCAUUAAUUGCCGUCAGGAACAGGCACGAGGCAAUCCUUCAUUCAGAUAUGGACGAUGCCGUUGACCGACUCACCGUCGGACCAAGACGUCUGGGGAUCGAGUUAGGUCAUCAAGGGCAGUCCAGAAGAGCCACCACCGAGGUCGGAGCUGCGUUGACUUCUCAUCUACUGAGGCGCUAUGAAAACGCCAUGGUGGAAUCUUGCGAGCGUAUAUCUAUCAAUCCUCGCGGUGAGGUAACUGAGAAGCACAAACGGCAUCAUAUACCAUAAAAACCUUUUAUACUUGAAUUUUUUGCAAAGGUAUGCUUGUUGUUCUGCUUCCCCUGAGUUAGAUUCAUGACUGCAGACAUUCUCCCAAGUUGUCUUCCAUCGUCUGGAUGAUGAAUCCUACAUGUUUGAGCGGCGACCCCAGCUGCUCCAUCGCCUCCAGGUUUGACUAUGAAUGCGCCCUGCUUGCAUAAGUUACCGUUGAAUUAAUCCUAAUGAUUACUUUAGGGUUCAUUAUUCUCAAGUCUCUCGUCUAUGAAGGUGCUGUUAGGAGGGAGGGCCGCCGAAGAGGUGAUCUAUGGCCGGGACACAUCGAAGGCAUCCUUGGGUUACCUUGCCGAUGCGUCCUGGCUUGCCCGCAAGAUGCUCUCCAUGUACUCCCUCCCUCCCUCCCUCCUCUCCAUCUCCAUGGUGUCUUCUUCUUCUUCUUUCUCUCUCUAAUGUAUGAUUAUGAUUACCUCUCUCUCUCUCUCUCUUCUUACCCAUUAGCUGGAACCUGGAGAACCCACUGACCAUACACGGGGAGCCAUCUGCAUGGAAGAAGAGCGCCAAGUUCAUCGGGCCGAGGCUGGAUUUUGAAGGAUCGCUCUACGACGACUACGAUCUGAUAGAACCCCCGGUCAACUUCAACCUGGACGAUGAUGUUGCUCUGAGAGCGGAGGAGUUGGUCAACAGCAUGUAUGGGAAGACCGUCUGCUUGUUGAGGCGGCACCAUGCGGCUCUGGUCAAAACUGUGAAGGUUCCCCCACUCUCUCAUCCUCUCCAAGCCCUCCCGCACUUCAAUUUUGGCUCGAACCCAUCGUUGACCAGGCCAGGCCCCUUCUAUCCCUUGCAGGUUUUGCUGGACAGAAAGGAGAUCAGUGGGGAUCACAUCGAGUUCAUCCUGGAUAAUUACCCUGCAGAGACCCCUGUGGAUCUUGUUCUGGAGGAGAGAGAACCUGGAACCCUGCCAUUUUUUGAGAGGGAAGGUGAGAUGGUUCUCUCUCCAUCACUACAAGAGUAG